Molecule: messenger RNA, 2098 nt
Organism: Chelmon rostratus (copperband butterflyfish)
Lineage: Eukaryota; Metazoa; Chordata; Actinopteri; Chaetodontiformes; Chaetodontidae
Product: synapse differentiation-inducing gene protein 1-like
Exons: 4
Coding region: 719-1441 (240 amino acids)
Cellular component (GO): membrane; intracellular membrane-bounded organelle
Source: RefSeq, a predicted model, not a curated record
AAGCAGGAGAGCUUUUUAAGAAUGAUCUGAGAAGAUGUUGUGUGUUUUCUGCAUUUGGUGGGUGGCCUAAGGGGGGCAAAAUAACACUAAAGCAAUGUGCAAUUCAGUUAUGCAAGUAAUGCAAGCUCAGUUGUAUCAGGAUACAAAUCAGUCUGAGUCUGUAAAGUGGCUCAUGUGAUCCAAAACAGUGGCUACCUCAACCUGUUUUCAAAGGACUCUGGGGGGGCGUGAACCCCCAGCCAGCACAUGAGACACUAGGAUGGAGGAAGACGCCCCGGCACGACCAGUAGAGUUUGGAAAUGUCAAAUCAGUGGUCGCUAUUAGAGUUUACAGCGCGCCUCACGCAGCCAAUCAGCGGGCUGGAGUCAGCUCAGCCUCUGCCGGAGUUGUUUUGGUGCCAGAGCUCAGUGUGAUACUGUGCGUAAAAUCUACCUGUCAUACGCAGCAGCGGUGCCAUGGCGGGCAGAGCUCCGCGAGCAAAGUCCAUCCCUGCGCCCACGGAAUAACUUCCUUUCCCUCUCGGAUGCCAUAUGUUGUGCUACGAUGGCAGUUUUCCUCAAAACUGAUCAUGUGAAGUAGAGAGGUGGCUGCGUCCGUCUCCAUCGACUCAGUUGCGCCGAGGAACGAUGCUGGAGAAAGCUGCGGGAGGAUUUUCCAACACAGCUACCAGACUGCCAAAUCUUUUGGAUUGAUCCACUAGACGUUUGAAGCUGCCAUCAUGGAGAGCCUCAGUGAGCUGCAGAACCCCCUGCUAGACAAAACCAGCAGACACGUGGUGCACAACGAUUACCAGGGUUACCAGUGUGACUACCCGAGCCAGCCUUACCAGGACAGCCUAAUUGGCUACUACUACAAUGAGACUAAUGGCAAGCAUAAGACUCAACAGUUCCUGGAUGCCACAUCCCUGCAUCUAGCCGUGGAGGCCUUCUACAGGCCCAACUUCAUCCUGUACAAGGAUGACGUGAGUCUUCACAGCAAGGACUCCAAGAGCGAGAGCUUUGAGACCACUUUCACAGAGAGUAAGGACACUGUGCUGGAUGGAGUUUCCACAGAAAACCCUCUGGACAGCAUACAAGGAGAGAAAGAUGUGAAUAUCCAGACGGUGUCGUACGAGGUGGAGGAGGAGCAGGGUCCUGAGUAUGAGAGUGACAGCUCCAGUGACAGUGAAAGUGAGGACAACUUCAUCGUGCUGCCCCCUCGGGACUACCUGGGCCUAGCCAUCUUCUCCAUGCUCUGCUGCUUCUGGCCCUUGGGCAUCGUUGCCUUUUACUACUCUCACAAGACUGGCAAGGCCAUCGCUAAGGGAGACUUCUCCAGAGCAGGAAUGAGCUCCAGAAGAGCUCUAUUCCUGGCUGCCCUUUCCAUCACCAUUGGAACAGGGAUGUAUGUGGGGGUGGUUGUGGCCCUCAUAGCCUACCUGUCCAAGCCUGGACACGUAUAGCACUGGGACUGGUUUGCUUGGGGGGAGAGAAGGAGGAAGCAAGAUGGGAGGAAGGGAAGAGACAAGGUUGGACAGAUCACCCCUCCUGAAGGCGUGUGCCCAAGCUGCUGCGUGGCUGUCUGUGAAAAGAAGCAGCUAUACGAAGAGAAAAUGCUUAACCAGAAAGACAGAGAAAACAAGAUAAAACAACAUGAGCGGAUGGGGUACCCUAUUACUUGGACUGCAUCCAGACUGAAUCUUUACUUCUGGGAUGAAACACUCCCACUGAGGUAUUCCACCACCACCGCACCAAGAAGAAAAACAGUGCAGCGAUGACUACACUUCCACAAAUACAGUACAGGCUGUACAUGCUGUACCUAUAUGUUAGACAAAAAACUGAGCUCAUAGCAGUAAAGAACUACCUACCGUUGACCACAUUAGUCGUCUACAGCCGUUUUAUUUUAGAUUUAUAGUAGAUGUAUUCUCUGUCAAUACUAUUGCAGAUUGUGUAUUGUCCACUUUGUAAUUUCUUGGAAAAACAGUCAGUCGGUGGGUUUUUAUGUGAUUGUUUAUUCAAGGAAUAUACCAGAAAUUGAUCCAGUCAGUAAACAGAGAGAAAUGGAGCCUUAAUUGAAAGAGGACAAAGGUGAUUCUCACAGUGUACACAAGGUUGCUGAG